CUGUACCCCAUCAACACCUCGUACCAACGGACCCACAAGGAAUUGCCAUGAAGAAUCCGACCCCAUGCCUCGACGGGCUUCCGGAGGAAUUACUGGACGAGAUACUAUUUUACGUAGGUCUCCUGCCAGACCGCUGGUACGGCAUCGACACUUACAGCAUCCAACCUGUAAGCGACCUUCUACGAGUGUCAAAGAAAUUCCGUCGGCUCGCCGAGACGAGACGCUACUUCGGGUAUGUGUAUACACAAUACGAUUACCCAUCAAAGCUGCGAGGGUUUCUUAUGACGUUGAUUCAACGCCCUGACCUGGCGUUGCACAUGCGAAAUGUUCAGCUAGAAUUGGGGAGAGACGAAAUUCCAUUGAGAGGGGAGAAGAAGAAGGUCAGGCUCUAUAAACCACCGGCAGGAAUAACCAAUGUCUUCUGUGCCGCCGCACGGAAGCUGGAUCUUGACAUAAGCGAUCACUUCUUCAAGCAGCUCCGAGAAGGGAGAGAAGAGGCCGAGGUGGCCCUCCUGGUGCACACACUCCCUAACCUUAAGAAUCUGCGCAUCCUUACCCAGGCGCAAAAACCAGAUCUCCACAACUGGCUACGGGCAAGACCAAGACGCAAAGAGACAAUCACACACACCUCAACGCUUGCAGCACCACAGCCCUUAUCGCAGCUCAAUCGCUUCUCCAUCCGCCAAAACUCGCUCACUAGUACCUUCGCCUGCAGACUCCUCAUGGACUUUCUCGCCUUCGUGCCCUCCCUCCGCACCAUAACCUUCGACGCAGCCUGGCCGUUCCCAAAACUCCUCUGGUCGGUCUGUGACCGCAGUGCCGCUGUCACGCACGCCACGCUCUUCAGCAACAGCGUUCCCGCCGUAACAGUCCUGCACUUCUGCAAAGCGUGUACGGCGCUGAAGUCGUUGUACGUUGUGCGCAGAGACCCAGAUCGUGGCCUUAGUGCCCUCGAAGCGGAUAUGGCCACGCUGAGGGAGGCACUGGCCUUGCACGCUGCGAGCUUGGAGGUCUUGCGCUUGGACGUGCUAUGCAACGUGGCGCGCAUUGAGGAGGGCAGGAGGCCGGUCUCGGCUAUAGGAGACCUGAGGAUGCUGGAUUUUUUGAGGGAGUUGGAGGUCUCGGCGCAGUUGCUUGCGGGGUGGCUUGCGGGGCCAGAGCCUACACCUUCGGCGCUGGUGGAUUUGUUGCCAAAGGGGCUGGAAAGGCUGCGGUUUACGAGCGAUGUCAAGGGCGAUGAGACGUUUGAAGGGUUUUUGGAACGGCUUGCUGAGUGUGUGGGGGAAAGGUUUCCGCGGUUGAGGAGAGUGGAGUUGCUCCCCUGGAGGGUGAAGUUUUUGUGCAUUUCUAGGGAGGUAGUUGCGAAGUUGAGGCCGCGAUUUAAGCGGUGGGGUGUUGAGCUGGUGGAACCGGUGGGGGAUGAGAUCUGGAAGCUGGCUGGCCAUAAGCACGUUUGUGAUUUACCGUGAGGAGGCUUGGGGUUUCUGAAUACGUUAGGAGGAUGAACACUUACUCUGUUCGGAUCGUUUGUUGGCCGUGCUGCAGGGUAUGCGAAUAUCACAGCCAGUUCUAGCUUUUUGGCUUUCAUUAUGCCAAAGACCUUUCUUUUGUUCCAAACU
Messenger RNA from Aplosporella prunicola CBS 121167, 1619 nucleotides. RefSeq lists its product as uncharacterized. The transcript has a single exon. Bases 48 to 1469 code for a protein of 473 amino acids. Lineage: Eukaryota; Fungi; Ascomycota; Dothideomycetes; Botryosphaeriales; Aplosporellaceae. The record is from RefSeq and is a predicted model, not a curated record.